Pimephales promelas (fathead minnow) is the source of this 2197-nucleotide messenger RNA. The record is from RefSeq and is a predicted model, not a curated record. Lineage: Eukaryota; Metazoa; Chordata; Actinopteri; Cypriniformes; Leuciscidae.
AUGCUGGGUCAGGGAAGCAAAUCUACAUUUGUCCGUCGCACUUCAUCAGUCACUGUGAAAGAACACGUCGUACAGGAAAUCAUCAGUUUUAACUGUCGAAAGCUUGUGGCCACCAUGCCAUUGUUUGCCAACGCAGAUCCAAACUUUGUGACCUCCAUGCUAACAAAGCUACGUUUCGAGGUGUUCCAGCCAGGAGAUUACAUUAUUAAAGAGGGUACAGUCGGAAAGAAGAUGUAUUUCAUCCAACAUGGUGUACUAACUGUCCUGACCAAGGGCAGCAAAGAGACAAAGAUCUCGGACGGGUCUUACUUUGGAGAGAUCUGUUUGCUGACUCGAGGCAGAAGAACAGCCAGCGUCAGAGCGGACACAUACUGUCGUCUGUACUCGCUCUCUGUGGACCAUUUCAACGAGGUGUUGGAGGAGUACCCUAUGAUGCGACGCGCCUUUGAGACAGUAGCUCUCGAUCGCCUUGACCGCAUAGGAAAGAAAAACUCUGUCCUUCAGCACAAGGUCCAGCGGGAUCUUAAUUCUGGAGUUCUGAACUACCAAGAAAAUGAGAUCAUCCAGCAGAUUGUGCAGCACGACAGGGAUAUGGCCCAUUGUGCCCACCUCAUGCAGACACCUCCCCCAGCUCCUCACCCAGCACCGACUCCAUCUUCCCACACCCCCGUCAUCUGGGCACCUCUUAUUCAGGCUCCACUACAAGCUGCCGCAGCCACCAGUUCCGUAGCCAUUGCCCUGACUCGCCACCCCCAUUUGCCCCAUUCCCUCUUCCGACCCCCUGUCCCGCUGCUUGGCUCGCUGAAAGACCAGCCAGGAUAUGUAAAGAGGUUCCCAACUGCACUUUCGGGCGCUGCUGCAUUUGGUGGAUCCUCAUCAACCACCCAGUUCAGCUCUUGUAUAGAGACCCCAAUUCUGGACACACUCAGGGCUGAGAGAUCAUCUAGCUCCACACCUCCACCACCGCCAUCCACCAUCACAACAACUGUCACCACCACCACCUCCAGCAUCACAGAGUCUCUCUUCUACCCUCAUAGACCCCUUGUCUCCCACAGGUCCAAAGACUUCAGUGUUGCCCAGCUUCAUUCUCAACCACAACUUCCUCAGGCCUCUUUCCCCAGCAUUGCUGCAUCACUUCGUGGUAUCUUCCAACAAGGAGCAGUUGGAGGAGAGGCUGUCCAGCUUUCAGUUCCCCCUACAUCCACCCUUACUCCUUUGAUAGCGCACUCUGUAAGUCCCAUCCUGACCCAACUUCAUUCAGCUCAGCCAAAUCCUCAACCAACAAAACCAAGUCAAGACUUGAAUAAAGUUAAAAGGACAGCCUCCCAGUCUCCUGUAACAGAAUCCCCUAUCGACUCCAGGAGCAUUCUUGAACAAGUCUCGGGUCCUACAAGUCCCAUCCCAUCCCAACAAGUCCCAUCCCAGCACACUCAGAUUAGUCUACAGCCAGAUGCUCUUUCCCAGCUUUCCCAAGAACCCUCUGCUCUUGCUUCCCUUGCACAAUAUGGGUCUGGAAAUGUGUCCCCAUGUAGCACACCUUCAGCUUGGAGUCCCACGUGCCAGAGUCCUACAGUGGAGAAGAUGAGGAUGUCCAUGCACAGCAACCCUGCUAGCAUCUCUGGAUCCCAAAGCUCACUCCUAAGCCCUCAGACACUCUUUCCACCACCACCUCAAACAAGACAAAGGGGUGGAUCUCUAGUUGACCUACCCUCACAAGACUUAACCACCAUUUCCAAGUCCCUCCCCAUCCCAGGACUACCUGAAAAGUCCAAGUUAGUUGGAAGAGGACCAGAACCGCCAGACUUAUCCCAUCACAGAGGAUCGGCUUCAGGUUACUCACCUCUCCCAUCGCCCCCUCCGAUUAUGAAACCAUUUAGCUCAAUACCUGGUCAUGUUGUCCUAUCGAGACAAACUUCCAAGUUGUCCAUAACUCAGACUGGGUCCUCAGGUGGGUCACCAGCCCAUGGGUCUAGUGAUAGGUCCACCCCUGGGACACCAAGCUUGCACCCAAAACUACCAUCGAACUUGUGAGAAUGGUCUGCACCCUCCUGCAAUGAUUGAGCAACUUUUUUUGACAUUUCUCACCAGAGAAGGAGGGUGUAUGUUCAUCUAUUUGGAUUUUUUAUUGGUCCAAUGACUUCCCUAUUUGUUAUGCCAAACGAAGAAAUGGAUUAAAAACUGAUAGAAAAAUUAAGGU